This is a messenger RNA of Hyalella azteca, 514 nucleotides long. RefSeq lists its product as uncharacterized. The record is from RefSeq and is a predicted model, not a curated record. Lineage: Eukaryota; Metazoa; Arthropoda; Malacostraca; Amphipoda; Hyalellidae. The coding region runs from base 63 to 446 and encodes 127 amino acids. The transcript is spliced from 3 exons.
GUCAGUUCGUGGUGGAAGCGUAUGAAAGUCGCGCGGUGUCGGCCUUCGUCUCCGAUGCUUACAUGAUCACCGCCUACGACGGCAAAACUUUGGUUGAGAUCAACGCUCCAUUGCACAUGUCCUGGCAACAAGCAUUCGACGAGUGUGCAGACAAGGGCACGACACUCGUCACUUAUCCACGUACUCUAAAGGAACGAGUUGCUCUGACCAUCAGACGUCACCGAUGGUUCUACGUAGACCUCCAGCGUCAGGACGAUGGUAGUUACUCGUCAGUCAACACAAACAUGGUCCUACCAAGCGACCAUGACUUCCAGUGGCUGCGAGGUAACCCCAAUAAUGGGACUCAGAAGUGCAUCGGGAUGGGAGGUAUCCCGAUGGUAGUGUACGACUAUCCUUGUAACUUGGUGGAUGAAUGGGACUUUAGUCUCUUCUGCCUCGCUGAAUGAUCCGGAAGUUUUCUCGGGAUCUUGCAUUAUAUUUGCCAACAAAUUUUGCUUCCAUUAAUAAAUUUAUU